GUUGCUUUUUGAACACAACACAUCUGACAUACUCAUACCCCUGUUUCUAUCUUAAUCCUCUGUUGUAGAGAGAGAGAGGGAGGCAGUAGAGUAGCAAAAGGACUUCAAAAAAGGCAGAGUGAGAAACAGAACAGAUCUGCGCAGCUCUGAAACUGCUCAACAAUGGCGUCGAAGCUACUUCUUUUCGCAAAGAUAGUUCAAGACACAGAUGCCAAGAGAAACUAUUGUGUAUAUGACUCUGACAUUUCAACUGGAUUGGGAGUUGGAGGAUUUCUCUUCCUGAUGGCCAGCCAGAUCCUCAUAAUGGUCGCUAGCCGCUGCUUCUGCUGCGGAAGGCCUCUGAGCCCCGGUGGUUCUAGGGCUUUGGCCGUCAUUCUUUUCAUAACCUGCUGGGUGUUCUUCUUCAUCGCCGAGAUAUGUCUGCUGGCGGGAUCAGUGAGAAAUGCAUACCACACCAAGUACAGAACAAUGUUUACUGAAACUCCUCCCUCUUGUCAAAUGUUGAGAAGGGGAGUGUUUGCUGCAGGGGCAGCUUUCAUUUUCUUCACUUCCAUUGUCUCUCAGUUUUACUAUGUAUGCUACUCGAGGGCCCGGGAGAGCUUUCAAUCGUAUAACAAAGAUGCUGGUAUUGGCAUGAGUACCUACAAAUGAGAUUAGUUAAUAUUGUCAUCGUCUCGUCAUCGUCGACCACAUUCCGCUUCAAGGUAGUUUUUGCCUUUCACCUUUUGUAGUUUCCAAUCCAGUUUAUAGAAGCCUAUAGGAUGUCUUCUCUACUGAUCUAUGCCUCGAUCAAAUUCUGUAGUCGAUAGUUUUGUGUCAGUAUUGGAAAACCAUUGCUUGUUAGUUUGUAUUAGGAUAUUCUGCUGAUGAUUAUUGUAUGAACAUGUGUUGCAGGACGUUGUUUUUGACCCUUAUUCUUUCAUCGUUUUUGUAUAACCAAGUAAUCCUUCUCUUCCUCUUGUGGCUUCAUUAUAUGAUGUACACAAAGUUUGUAAUGGAAAAACAUACUUCUCUUUGUUAAUUUGGGCUUUAACUUUUAGUA
Momordica charantia (bitter melon) is the source of this 1042-nucleotide messenger RNA. The record is from RefSeq and is a predicted model, not a curated record. Lineage: Eukaryota; Viridiplantae; Streptophyta; Magnoliopsida; Cucurbitales; Cucurbitaceae.